This is a messenger RNA of Xylaria bambusicola, 1914 nucleotides long. Its product is annotated as TAP-like protein-domain-containing protein. The record is from RefSeq and is a predicted model, not a curated record. Lineage: Eukaryota; Fungi; Ascomycota; Sordariomycetes; Xylariales; Xylariaceae. Bases 157 to 1812 code for a protein of 551 amino acids. The transcript has 5 exons.
GGCUCGAUCUCCACCAAAUUUCAACAACGAGUUAUAAGAAGUAGCAGGACAGCUUCUCUUCGAUGUUCUUGAUCAAGCUAUACUACGCCUACUUCGUGCCCUUCGGAAUUCACACUCAUUUAGAAUAACUGACGCUCGUUCUCAUAAAUCAUAAUAAUGCAGUUUCGUCCUUUCGCCUUAUUAGGCUUAUGUUCCUUCGUGGCAGCAGCAUGCUCUCAGAAUUGCACCUGGGACACGAUCACUCCUUCGCAGUCUCUCAUAUGGUGUCCUUGCUACGAUGGAUUCUUUUGCGCGAAACUUGAUGUACCUCUAGACUAUCAGAAUCCUGGUCUUGGUCGGGCCUCGAUCCCUCUCAUCAAAUUGCCGGCCAAUUCCAACUCUUCCUCUGGCUCUUAUCAAGGCAUGAUACUCACUAAUCCCGGUGGGCCGGGAAGCUCAGGUGUAGACGAGAUCCAAGGCAACGGAGUCGCGUUUUAUCAGUCCUUGACAGGCGAUAACUGGGAUAUCAUCGGAUUUGACCCUAGAGGCAUAUACCGCAGCGAGCCCAACAUUAACUGCUCAGCCACCGCUGCCACUUCACAAAACACGUUAAACUCCAGGUUCGUCCCCGAAGUGACAGAUGAAUUUUUCUCUAGUUACAUUGAGGCUGGAGUCGAACUUGGUAAGCAGUGCGAGGACGUAGUUGGCGGGGCAAAGGACGCGGGACCCCAUAUGUCAACUACUACGAAUGCUCGGGAUCUCGUCAGUAUCGUAGACGCGUUCGCAAAAACCGCCGAUGGAAAGAGGGCCGAGAAGCCAAGCAACCUUUUGAAUUACUUCGGCUAUAGCUACGGAACGUUCCUUGGACAAGUCUUCGCCUCAAUGUUUCCCGACAGAGUCGGUAAAAUGGUUCUAGAUGGUGUCUUAAGUCUCGAAUUACCGAUGGGAGAGAACUUCACCGAGAUAACCUCGAAUGCAGAUGGAAUUAUCGCCUCGUUCUUCAUCUACUGCUUCGAGAUUGGCCCAUCUCAAUGUUCAUUUUACACCGGCUCUUCUCCGCUCGAUAUAUACAACCGAUUUAACGAGUCUUUCGUUCAAUUGGAUUCCCAAAGAGCGAAAACCGAGAACUGGGCAAACGCAACAGACAUCGAAGCAGCAUUGUUGACACUCAAGACAACCUUCUACUUUUCGGUCGCAUCGCCGAAUGUCAUCUUCGGACCUUUAUCCGACGCUUUAGUUGCGCUUGAGCAAGCCCUUGCAAUCCAGAAUGUUGCGAUAUGGACAGAACAGAUAGCUACACUCAUCGGAGACCCGACCCCGGCUGGCGAUGUGAACGCAGAAUUCAGAUUGGGAACUCUAUGUACUGAUCAGAGUAAUAAAUGGUAUAACAAGACGCUGGAAGAUCUGCGGCCGGCUAUUGAGCACUUCGAGGAAGUGAGCAUCAUCGGCGAGAUCAUUUCGAAGUCAAUGCUGGGCUGUCUCGGAUGGUCGAUCGAAGCUACUGAUGUGUUUUCUGGACCGUUCGGCGGCGACACCGAAACUCCCAUUCUCUUCGUUGGGAACACCUACGAUCCCAUUUCACCAGCCUCGGAGGCAGUAGCGGCAGCACGGAAAUAUAAAGGUGCUCAGGUAGUCACUGUUGACGCUACAGGGCAUACUUCGAGAGUCGUCGGCAAUACUUGCCAGCAAGAAAAGGUGAACGCAUACUUUCGAGGUACUCUUACCGAUGACAGUUCUUCUUGUGCUCUUGAGGCCGGUCCUUUUGGGGUUGUACUCAAUGGAACCCUAGAAGGUAUUAUUGAGCAAGUGGGCUUGUCGCAGUUGGUUCAGUAAAACCUGAAGACUUCAGUUCACGCGUUUCUAGAUCGAUUUCAUUACCUAAUCAUAGGGAUACACGUCUACACCAGAGAUGUCCUUUUGUACGACUUGAGGUUC